GCUAGUUAGUAGGUGUCACAAACGCGGGGAGAGCAUCAAGCGCAGAGGCAGAGCGGCGAACCAACCAUCCCCAUCCCACUCCGCUACGAAAACUUCUCCUUAACCAUUCACCAAAAUGACGACCCCGACCGCCCCCCUCGACGCAACGGUAACCAAAGUUCUCGACCGGGACCGCGCUGACUCUGACGACGAAGACGAGCUUCUCGCCGAGCUCGAGCGUGAAGACAGCGCGCUCGACGGCUUCCGCGAGCGGCGUCUGCAGCAACUCCACGACGAGUUUGCGCGCGCGGCUGCGCACCGCAGCGGUGGCGGCGGAACAUAUCUCAAUGUAGAGGAUGAGAAGGCGGUCAUGGAUAUUACCACAAACAACAAAAACAGCGUCGUCCACUUCUUCCACAGUGAUUUCCGGCGGUGUAAGAUCCUAGAUACACAUCUGGAGCUGCUAGCACCGAAGCAUCCCGAGUGUCGAUUCGUCCGGAUUGAGGUGGAGAAGGCUCCGUUCCUGGUGGAGAGGUUGGGCGUGCGUGUGUUGCCUUGUUUGAUGUCGUUUAUCGACGGGAAACAGGUGGCAAGGAUAGAGGGCUUUGAGAGGCUGGGGAAUUCGGAUUCUUUCAGAACUGUUAGGCUUGAGGAGCUACUGGUGGAUGCGGGUGUCCUGGAGAGGGUGAGGUUCGCCGAGGAUGGCGGGCUUCUGGGCGACGAGGAGGCGAGGAGGAGGGAGGAGGUCCAGGAUGAGGAUAGUGGAGAUGAUUGGGAUUAGAGGUGGUAGGAGAGAUUGGAUGUUCGCCGUUUGACUGACACGAAGGCGGAUGGGUGUGGAGGUCUUGCUUUGCUGUAUCUCUGAAUCGGCGGCUAUGAAACUACGGUUGGGCAGGAAUGAAGAGAUCACGGUGCGCCAUGGCGGAGAUGUGUUUGAGAAGCACAACACAACAAGUCCAACCCCAUGAAUCAAGCACCCUUGUACUGGUACCUCAAAUGCUCCAACUCCCCAAAAUUCACGGCCUCCAUCAUCCUCUCCAUGCCAUACCCCAUAACUGCUAUCACUGUAACAUCCACCUCAUCAGCACUCCGUUCAUCAAUUUCUGUUACAGGGAGCACUUACAAAACGGAAAAACACAAACAUAU
Tricharina praecox is the source of this 1125-nucleotide messenger RNA. Its product is annotated as thioredoxin-like protein. Gene Ontology annotation, cellular component: cytoplasm. The record is from RefSeq and is a predicted model, not a curated record. Bases 116 to 760 code for a protein of 214 amino acids. NCBI's taxonomy places the organism in Eukaryota, Fungi, Ascomycota, Pezizomycetes, Pezizales, Pyronemataceae. The transcript is spliced from 3 exons.